Molecule: messenger RNA, 1038 nt
Organism: Colletotrichum graminicola M1.001
Lineage: Eukaryota; Fungi; Ascomycota; Sordariomycetes; Glomerellales; Glomerellaceae
Product: retinol dehydrogenase 12
Exons: 3
Coding region: 1-1038 (345 amino acids)
Source: RefSeq, a predicted model, not a curated record
AUGGACACUAUCAAGAACACCAUUGCCGAAAACUUUGGCGGGCCAGCCUCGAAGUUGGGAACUCACCAGUUCAGCCUGGAGGAAUGUCCCGACUUAACCGGAAAGGUCGCUGUAGUUACCGGAGGUAGCGAAGGCAUCGGCUAUGGUGUUACUUACACCCUUCUCAAGAACAACAUUGCCAAGCUGUAUAUCCUCUCCGUCUCCAAGGAAGUCGUCGACGGUGCCAAAGAUGCCAUCUCUAAGGAGCUUGGCGCCGAGAAGGCAGGCCGCACCAAAUGGUUCGAGUGCGAUAUGGGAGAUUGGAAGCGCGUCAAGGAGGUUGCAGAGCAGAUCAAGAACGACACGGACAGACUCGACAUCGUGGUCAACAAUGCCGCAAGGGGCAUCAUGACGUACCAGCUCACGGAUUACGGCGUAGACCGUCACAUGGCUGUCAACCACAUGGGUCACGUCGUACUCACAUCACAUUUGCUGCCGCUCAUCAAGAAGACGGCAGAGAAUGGUGAUAUCGUGAGAAUCGCCAACCAGGCCAGUAAUGCGCAUCAGGCUACACCGAGCGAUUGCAAGUUUGAGAGUCUUGAGGAACUUAACCAGGACCUGGGUCCCAAUGGACAGUAUGGCCGCAGCAAGCUCGCGGGUAUCUUGUAUGCGCGCUACUUCAACCGUAAGGUAACGCAGAACGGCCAUCCGAAUGUGUUGAUGAACGCGACGCAUCCCGGGUUUGUAAGUACAAAGAUGAGUAAAGAGGAUAUCUUCGAGCCAUAUCCCCUUGGAGGCUAUGCGAUGGCCGUCGGCAUGGAGCCUUUCAAAAAGUCUCAAUGGGAGGGUGCUGUCUCAAUGGUUUAUGCUGCAACCACAACCAAGGAGUCGGGCCAAUACAUUUGCCCGCCCGCAGUACCUGAGCCAGGAAACAAACUAGCUCAGGACGACGCGCUUGGAGACCAGCUCAUGGAGUUGACACGGCAGAUCAUCACAGAGAAGACCAAGGGACAAUCAGUUGACAAGGGCUGCCCGAUGGAUGACCUAGUCCUUCAUUAG